Messenger RNA from Nomia melanderi (Alkali bee), 1194 nucleotides. RefSeq names its product odorant receptor Or2-like. Gene Ontology annotation, biological process: sensory perception of smell; detection of chemical stimulus involved in sensory perception of smell. The record is from RefSeq and is a predicted model, not a curated record. Gene Ontology annotation, molecular function: odorant binding; olfactory receptor activity. NCBI's taxonomy places the organism in Eukaryota, Metazoa, Arthropoda, Insecta, Hymenoptera, Halictidae. Gene Ontology annotation, cellular component: plasma membrane.
AUGAACAAGAACUACGAGGAGGACAUGCAGUACACGGUGAAGUACUCCCGUUUCUUUCUGAAGGCGAUCGGCGUGUGGCCUCUGAUCGCCGAGCACACGAGCACGCGCGAGAAGAUCGUCUCGAUAUUUUUGAUAAUCUUCUUCAGCUUCUGUGUGCUGUUCGUCCUGAUCCCCAGCAGUUAUUAUUGCUUCUUCUACGUGACCGACGUCACCGUUAUGAUCGAACUGUACGGCCCCAUCAGCUACUGCGCGCUCAUCGGGGUGAAGUAUUGCUACCUCGGCGUGAAGGCGACCACCUACGGCCGCUGCAUGAAGCACAUGGAGAAACACUGGAUAUCCGUGGAGGACGCGGAGCAACGAGGCAUCCUGAAGGGCAACACCUCCGUUGCCAGGAAGAUAACCACCGUCUGCGCGGUGUUGUUCUACUCGUCCACGGGCUCCUAUUACAUCGCCAUGCCGCUAUGGUCGCCCGUGUUCCGGCGGAGCGAGACCGACCGACCAUUGGUCCAUCCCGGCUACGAAUUCUUCGUCGACGAACAGGCCACGCCCACAUACGAGUUUAUAUUCAUCAUGCACUGUUGCUACUGCUUCGUCACGUGCAGCGUCAGCACUGCGAAUUGCAGUCUGAUCGCUUUGUUCAGCAGUCACGCCCGCGGAUUGAUACAGGUGCAAGUCGCGCGGCUCAGGGAUCUGGUCGAGCACGAGGGGAAGGAUAUUAAGAGCCAGAGUCGGCUGUCGGUUAUUGUAAAGAAUCACGUGGAAAUACUAACGUUUACUAAAAACGUCGCGCAAGCGUUGCAAGAGGUCUGCUUCGCAGAAGUGCUGGCUUCCGUUAUCGUGACGUGCGCCGCUGAAUAUCUUUGCGUACUGGAAUUCAAGAAUCACAACACUAUAGCGACAGGAACUUAUCUGGGACUGAUAUUCUCUUUCGUUUUUAAUAUAUUCAUUAUCUGCUACGCGGGUCAGCUUUUAGUUGACGAGGGUGAGAGGCUUGGAGAUGCGUAUUACGAUAUCAAAUGGUACAAUUUACCGAAAAAGAAGAGCGCCAGUUUAAUUCUUAUAAUCGCUGCGUCCAAGAAAUCGCCGAAACUCACCGGAGGAAAGAUUUUCGAAAUCUCGAUACCUACGUUCAGCAGUGUGCUCAGGUCGUCGGUAGUGUAUAUGAACUUGUGUCAAGCUGUGUCUGCAUGGUAA